AUGGGCGAUCAGGUUUUGCGGACGAUUUGGCUGAGUCAGCUGCCGGCUUACAUUCAGCCGCAUAUAGUAACGCAAACGGAGGACACGCCAGAACAGUUGGCGGAUAUCGCGGACGCGAUAGUCGAGGCGACCCGGGCGCCGCUGUUCCACGUGGCGGAGGCGACGAGAUUCGCGGCGCCUCAGGGUCAGAACGCGAGUGAUCCUGCGUCUCUGAAAACGAGAUUCAAGGUGCGGCUGGCGCAGAUGCGGCUGACGAUGCAGCAGGAGAUUGCGGAGCAAAUGACGGCGAUUCGCAAGUCGAUUGAGGCGAUCGGCAGUGAGCGCUACCGAGGAAAUCGCGAUAAUGACCGACGUCAUCCGCGUUCGCGUUUACGCCCUUGUGCACGAUCGGAAGGUCGCGGUUUGCCGGCCAGCGGAAUGUGUUGGUAUCACUGGCAAUUCGGGGCGGACGCUAGACAGUGCAGAGCAUCCUGCUCAAUGCAGCAGGGAAACGCGGGAGCCGGUCGCUAG
Messenger RNA from Nylanderia fulva, 510 nucleotides. The record is from RefSeq and is a predicted model, not a curated record. Lineage: Eukaryota; Metazoa; Arthropoda; Insecta; Hymenoptera; Formicidae.